ACUAGAGACCACAUGAGCCCUUCCCAGUUCUCACGGCUUCUUGUGUCCAUACCUCCAUAGGUGAUCCAGACAGACACAGACCAAGAUGUAUAAGUUGGCAAUGAUGGGCACCUUUUGUGUGGGCAAGAGUGCACUGAUCAUGCAGUUUAUUGAAGAUUGUUUUUUGACCGAGUAUGACCCCACCAUCCAAGAUUUCUACCGUCAACAAACAGUGGUGGAUGGAGAACAGUGCCAGCUGGACAUUGUGGAUACCACAGGCAUUGAAGCAUUUUGCCCUAUGAGGGACAAGUCCAUACGCUGGGGAGAGGGCUUCCUCUUGGUCUAUGCAGUGAAUGACCGCCACUCUUUUGAGAAUGUGAAUGUCCUCUGGGACCGUCUGCAGAUCCUCAAGGGGACCAAGCAUGUACCUGUGGUGUUGGUGGCCAACAAAGUAGACGUGACCAACAGGGUGGUGCACCGCACCCAGGGCCAGGAGGUGGCCAGGAGUUUUGGGAUCCCUUAUGUGGAGACAUCAGCCAAGACUGGGCAAGGUGUGGAGCAAGCCUUCCAUGAGCUCAUGGGUGAAAUUCAUAGAAUGAGAUCUGAGGAGCUCAACAGUGACCUUAAUACUAAGCAGAGGGAGGCCUGUGGGUGCAAGUGUUGCACAAUCCAGUGAGCAGGUACACCCUUACCCUGAUCCUGCUCCUAAUUCCCCUCACCUGGCCCAGAAUACCUCCAAAUCCCCUAGCCACUCCCCAGCCUUCCAGACCUUCAUCUGGACCCUUCCUUCUGCCUGCUCUUCACUGCCAAGCCCUUUGGGACCUUAUCAGGAUUUCUCCAGGAGCCUCUUGGAGGGACCUAUCUGCGUUUCUCCCUUAAGGCCUUUUUGUAUUUUUGCUUUUUGUUUCCCCUUUUGAGCAGGAAUGACUACCUCAAUGCCUGGGUAUCCUGACCAGGCAAGAAAAGACUCCCAUUUCUCAUUGAGUGUGCAGCCUGCUCCUUCAUCUCAGCCUGCUAGAGGCCCCAGAGACAGCCAGCUCCCUGGCUGCUUUCUAUCCAAUCUGGCCCUCAUCUUCAGCAUCCUCCUCUGCCUUCCUGGAGGCUGUGUGUGGGAUUUUCUUUAUUGGGUUUUCCCCUGCUCCCCCAACCAAGACUCUGCCUCUGGAGACCAGGGUACAAGUCUCCCACCUGCCCCUGGGCUUGGUGUAUUUCUUGUCUUGGAGCCAGAUCACCACCUGUUGUGGCCAAGAAGACCUUGUUGUGGUGUUGGUAAGAAGCCCUACUCUGAAGUGGUCCCCAUUCAAUGACCCUCAAGACCAGACUGGGGGAAUAGUGGGGGGUUUUUUGGUUACUCACAUUGAGUGUCACCCCUUGUCUUUAUCAUCUGGAGCUCGUUCGAUAUCAGUGAGAGAUUGGGGUAGAAUGGGACUGCCUCCUCCCAGCAGGAUGCCUUUAGACAUAAGUGCCAUUAAAAUUAUAAUUUCUGUUUUAGCAGCCAGAUAAAGUCCCUUUAGACAUUGCAAGUUUCAGUAUUUUAAUUGCUUCCAAGGGAAGGGGAGUGGAGGGGCCUGGCUGUAAAUGUUCUGAGCAGAUACCUCAUAGCUGCAGGUAAGAUGGGAGUCUGCUUAGGAAUCUUCUGACAAUUCUGGUGAAAAGAGCAGUGGGUGUUUUUCCUGUUUCAGUUAAUGAUUCUAACCAUACCUGUUUGGCUUUGGGGGGAGGGUUGAAUAGGAAGAGAAAUUAAU
Molecule: messenger RNA, 1724 nt
Organism: Sarcophilus harrisii (Tasmanian devil)
Lineage: Eukaryota; Metazoa; Chordata; Mammalia; Dasyuromorphia; Dasyuridae
Product: GTPase NRas-like
Exons: 1
Coding region: 86-655 (189 amino acids)
Biological process (GO): Ras protein signal transduction
Cellular component (GO): plasma membrane
Molecular function (GO): GTP binding; GDP binding; GTPase activity
Source: RefSeq, a predicted model, not a curated record